CAAUAUAACACUUUAUUAUCAGGGUGGGGAGGCGGCUGAGCUGAAACAGAAAGUAAAGUUGUUCUUUUGUUCAGGAUCCAUUUUGAGACGACAGAGCAGAAAAGACUACAUGGAGAUUAUUGAAAAAUAAAGGGACAGUGCUCUAAAAUGAGUCUCUCCGGGAAGAGAGAGGAGGGGGGCCCUGCCUCUAAAAUUCAUCUCUCUGAGGGACAUGACACCAAAGCUAAGAGGUAAGAUGAUAAUUUUAUGAAUAAUUUAUAAAGUUUAUUUCCAAAAUAAAUAGCUAUCUUAAGAUGAAUGCACUUACUGUAAAUCGUUCUGGAUAAAAGCAUCUGCUAAAUCAGGGGUUCUCAAUCCGGGGUCUGGGGAGGUACUGCAGGGGUUCUCAAUCCGGGGUCUGUGGAGGUACUGCAGGGGUUCUCAAUCCGGGGUCUGUGGAGGUACUGCAGGGGUUCUCAAUCCGGGGUCUGUGGAGGUACUGCAGGGGUUCUCAAUCCGGGGUCUGUGGAGGUACUGCAGGGGUUCUCAAUCCGGGGUCUGUGGAGGUACUGCAGGGGUUCUCAAUCCGGGGUCUGGGGAGGUACUGCAGGGGUUCUCAAUCCGGGGUCUGUGGAGGUACUGCAGGGGUUCUCAAUCCGGGGUCUGUGGAGGUACUGCAGGGGUUCCGCGGCACCCUGACUGUACUCGUUGCAAUGUCAGACAUUUGAUAGAAUUUUUACACAACCACUUUGCCUUCUCUUAAUUAUUGACUAAUAUAAUGGAAUGCAUCUUUUAACCAAUUGUGAUGGUUGUUACCAGCAGAAUAUUGACAAUAUAACUGUUACAUCAACACACUCUUCACACCCGUUUAACAACUCUAAAUAUCUUUGACAUAGUAGGCAUCAAGUCCCUUGCCAAUAAUGUUGCCUACAACGUUGCAUACAAUGUUCAUUUUCAUUGAACACAUAUUACACCCAUCUGAUCUCAGAGGAGAUGAGAGAUGUAAUGUUUGUCUCUGUUGUGUUGAAGACCAAUCAAGCAGGAGAGACCAGCCUCCCCUGUUCCCAGCUGUGUGUCCAUGAAGAGUGACCAGUCUAUGAAUUACCCUAUACACUUUAGAGAGGGAUACUUUUCUCCUGAACAAAGCCCAAUCCAUCAGGAGAGACCAGACUCACCCAGCUGUCUGUCCGUGAAGAGUGACGGGUCUAUGGACGUUUUCUAUGAUUGCGAAGAUGGAGACUUUUCUGCAUUUACAGGAAACCAACAGGAGAGAUCAGAGUCAGAGAUUCUCAGUGGUCAGUCUUCCCAGAGUCAUCAAACAGACCUGGCCUCCAUAUUCAGUUUGCUUGAAGAGAAAAUUAUGAUAUUUGUGAAGAACGAGCUGAAGAUGUUCAAGAGGAUUCUUAGGCCAGAACUCCCAGAAGGCUUUGAGAGUCAGCAGCAGGAUAAGGAAGUGGUGGAUGCUGAUGAUGAGAAGCAGGAGAGCAGUGCCAGAGAGGCAGCUCUGAAGAUCACACUGCACAUCCUGAGGAAAAUUAACCAGAAUGAGCUUGCUGACACACUGGAGAAAUAUUCAGAUGAGCUUGCUGUGAUUUGCCAACGUGAACUCAAAUCUAAUCUAAAGAAGAAGUUUCAAUGUGUAUUUGAGGGGAUCGCUAAACAAGGAAACCCAACACUUCUCAAUAAGAUCUACACAGAGCUCUACAUCACAGAGGGUGGAACAGGAGAGGUCAAUAAUGAACAUGAGCUGAGACAGAUUGAGACAACAACCAGGAAACAAGCAAGACCAGAGACUCCAAUCAAAUGUAACGACAUCUUCAAACCCUUAACUGGACAAGAUAAACUUAUCAGAACUGUGCUGACAAAGGGAGUCGCUGGCAUUGGAAAAACAGUCUCUGUGCAGAAGUUCAUUCUGGACUGGGCUGAAGGAAAAGCAAAUCAGGAUGUCCAAUUUGUAUUUUCAUUCCCUUUUCGGGAGCUGAAUUUGAUGAAAGGCGACAAACACACUUUGAUUGAACUUCUUAAUCACUUCUCAAUGGAAACCAAACAAUCAGGAAUCUCCAUCUACAACAAGUACAAAGUUAUGUUCAUCUUUGAUGGUCUGGAUGAGUGCCGACUGCCCCUAGACUUCCAGAAGAACAAGAUCUGUUGGGACGUCACAGAGUCAACCUCAGUGGAUGUUCUGCUGACAAAUCUCAUCAAGGGAAAUCUGCUUCCCUCUGCUCUCAUCUGGAUAACUACCCGACCUGCAGCAGCCAAUAAGAUCCCUUCAGGGUGUGUUGACCAGGUGACAGAGGUACGAGGGUUCAAUGACCCACAGAAGGAGGAGUACUUCAGGAAGAGAUUCAGUGAUGAGGACCUGGCCAGCAGAAUCAUCUCACACAUAAAGACAUCAAGGAGCCUCCACAUCAUGUGCCACAUUCCAGUCUUCUGUUGGAUUUCUGCAACAGUCCUUGAACACAUGCUGAAACAUAAGAGAGAAGAGAUGCCCAAGACUCUGACUGAGAUGUACACACACCUUGUGGUGUUUCAUACCAAACAGAAGAAUGAAAAGUAUCUUGGGAAAGAAGAGACAGGUCCACACUGGAAUAAAGAGAGCAUUCUGUCACUGGGAAAACUGGCUUUUCAACAGCUUGUGAAGGGCAAUCUGAUUUUCUAUGAAGAAGACCUGAAAGAGGCUGGCAUUGAUGUCAAUGAAGCCUCAGUGUACUCAGGAUUGUGCACACAGUUCUUUAAAGAGGAGUGUGUGCUGUACCAGGACAAGGUGUACUGCUUUGUUCAUCUGAGCAUUCAGGAGUUUCUGGCUGCUGUAUAUCUGUUCCUCUCAUUCAUCAACAACAAUGAGAAUCUAAUGGACAAACUGCAAACAAACGACGAGCCUGAAGUUACUUUCUACAAGAGUGCUGUGGAUAAAGCCUUACAAAGUGAGACGGGAAACCUGGACCUUUUCCUCCGCUUCCUUCUGGGCCUCUCACUGGAGUCCAAUCAGAAGCACUUACAAGGUCUAAUGACAAAGACAAGAAGCAGCUCACAGAGCCAUGAAGAAACAGUCAAGUACAUCAAGGAGAAGAUCGGGGAGGAUCUCUCUCCAGAGAGGAGCAUCAAUCUGUUCCACUGUCUGAAUGAACUGAAUGACCAUUCUCUAGUGGAGGAGAUCCAAAGAUACCUGAGAUCAGGAAGUCUCUCAAAACCCAACCUGUCACCUGCACAGUGGUCAGCUCUGGUCUUUGUGUUGCUGACUUCAGAAAAGGAGCUGGAUGUGUUUGACCUGAAGAAAUACUCCAGAUCAGAGGAAGGUCUUCUGAGGCUGCUGCCAGUGGUCAAAGCCUCCAGAGUUGUUCUGCUGUCAGGCUGUGGAGUCACAGAGGAAGGCUGUGCUUCUCUGGUCUCAGCUCUGGAGUCAAACCCCUCACACCUGAGAGAGCUGGAUCUGAGUAAGAAUGACCUGAAGGAUUCAGGAGUGAAGCUGCUCUCUGCUGGACUGGGGAAUCCCCACUGUAAACUGGAGACUCUGAGGCUGUCAGGCUGUCUAGUCACAGAGGAAGGCUGUGCUUCUCUGGUCUCAGCUCUGAGGUCAAACCCCUCACACCUGAGAGAGCGUUUGAGCUACAAUCACCCAGGAGACUCAGGAGUCAGACUGCUGUCUGCUGGACUGGAGGAUCCACACUGCAGACUGGAGAAACUCAAUGUGGAACAUGGUGGAGAGAACAGAAUGAAACCUGGGCUUAGAAAAUAUGUCUGUGAUCUCACACUGGACCCAAACACAGUAGACAGACACCUCUCUCUGUCUGAGGAGAACAGAAAGGUGAUACAUAGGAGAGAGGAGCAGCUGUAUCCUGAUCACACAGAGAGAUUUGAGGACUGGGGGCAGGUGCUGUGUAGAGAGGGUCUGACUGGGCGCUGUUACUGGGAGGUAGAGUGGAGUGGGAGGGUUGAUAUAGGAGUUACAUAUAAAGGAAUCAACAGGAGAGGAAGGGAUAAGGAAAGUUGUCUUGGAUGGAAUGACAAGUCCUGGAGUCUGUUCUGCUGUGACAACAAUUAUAUUGCCUGUCACAAUAAGAAUCGCACUACCAUAGACGUCCCCUCCUCCAGCUCCCACAGAGUAGGAGUGUAUCUGGACUGGCCAGCCGGCACUCUGUCCUUCUAUAGAGCCUCCUCUGACACACUGACCCACCUGAUCACAUUCACCUCCACAUUCACUGAGCCCCUCUAUCCAGGGUUUAGGCUUUGUUUUGAUGGUGACUCAGUGUCCCUGAAAUAAUAACAUGACACACAGACACACACACACUGGACACACACACACACACACUGCACACACACACACACACUGGACACACACACACACACACACACACUGGACACACACACACACUGGCAACACACACACACACACACACACUGGACACACACACACACACACACACACUGGACACACACACACACUGGACACACACACACACACACACACACACACACACACACUGGACACACACACACACACACACACACACACUGGACACACACACACACACACACACUGGACACACACACACACACUGGACACACACACACACAGACACACACUGGACACACACACACACUGUACACAAACACACUUGACAAACACACUGGACACACACACACACACACACACACACACACACACACACACACACACACACACACACACACACACACACACACACACUGGACACACACACACUGGACACACACACACACACACUGGACACACACACACACACACACUGGACACACACACACACACACACACACACAC
Molecule: messenger RNA, 4777 nt
Organism: Oncorhynchus keta (chum salmon)
Lineage: Eukaryota; Metazoa; Chordata; Actinopteri; Salmoniformes; Salmonidae
Product: NLR family CARD domain-containing protein 3-like
Molecular function (GO): protein binding
Source: RefSeq, a predicted model, not a curated record